AUGGCCAUGCCCAACGACGUCUGGCGAGACAUUGAGCAGGAAAUACCAUCUCUCUCGGACCCUUUUCUUCAAAAGUACCUCCAAGGACGUGAGAGUCUCAUGCAGAAAGAGAAGUCGUCUCGCUCAGAUGCCUCGUUCAGAAACUCGCUGUCUCCAAUCGCUCGCCAGGCCUGCGACAUCGUCGACCGCAUUCGCAACCAUGAGCAGAGCACGGUGUGGACGGCAGAAGUCGAGGAGAACAUGGCCAGGGAAACUCGCCAGUGCGUCUUUCCCGGCAUGAUGUUCAUGAUGGCCAAGGAGCGCAUGGAAGCCACGAAGCUGUGGAAGAUUGUGCGGAAGAUGCCCAAGGGUUGCCUUCUCCAUGCUCACAUGGAUGCCAUGGUCGACUUUGACUUUCUGCUCGACGAGCUCAUGAAGCUGCCCGGCAUGCACAUGGCGAGCGACCGGCCCCUCGACACCGAUGAAGCCAGGGAAUCGGCCGCGUUCAGCUUCCGGUACCGGGAAAAGGAGAGGACGGAAGGCUCCAUCUGGGACGAGUCGUACGAGCGCCAGAGCUUCAUCCUGCUCACAAAGGUCGCCGACGAAUUCCCCGACGGAGGCCGGACCGGCUUCCUGCGCUGGCUCAAGAGUCGCUGCACGCUGUCGACGGUCGACAGUCACGAGCAGCACCACGGCAUCGACGCCAUUUGGGAAAAGUUUGCCAAGUGCUUCACCGUCGUCGCCACCAUCAUUCACUACGAACCCAUUUUCCGUUCCUUUCUACGUCGCCUCAUGACUCUCCUCAAGGAAGAUGGCGUGAACUGGGCCGAGCUGCGGUAUGACCCUCGCUCCCCUUUUGCGACGCUCCCUUCGUCACGACGAUUGCUAACCGGGCCGGACCGCACUAGCUUUACCUGGCCGCUCAACUAUUGCCGCGACCGGCAGGAAGAGGCGGAGCAGGACUACAGCCACAUGUUCAAGGUUCUCGCCGAAGAGGUUGCCGAGUUCAAGUCAUGCCCGCAGGGACAAGGUUUCUGGGGCCUCACAACCAUCUGGACGACGCUGCGGAGCUUCGAGACGAGACCGCUGGUGGAGAACAUGGACCACUGCAUCAGCACCAAGAUGGAAUUUCCUCAUCUCAUCGCCGGCUACGACGUCGUCGGACCCGAGGACCUCGGCAGGCCGCUUGUCGACCUGCUGCCGGAGCUGUUCUGGUUCCGUAAGCAGUGCACCGAGGAAGGCGUCAACAUUCCCUUCUUCUUCCACGCCGGCGAGACGCUCGGCGACGGCUCGAGCACGGACCGCAACCUGUUCGACGCCAUCCUCCUCGGCACGAGACGCAUCGGCCACGCCUUCAGCCUCUACAAGCACCCGCUGCUGAUCGACAUGGUGAAAGAGAAGCGCAUCCUCAUCGAGUCGUGCCCCAUCUCGAACGAGGUCCUCCGCCUGUGCGGUUCCAUCACGGCCCACCCGCUGCCUGCGCUGCUCGCGCGCGGCGUCGCCUGCUGCUUGUGCAACGACGAUCCCGCCAUGCUCGGCCAGGACACAGCCGGCAUGUCGCACGAUUUCUGGCAGGCCUUGCAGGGUUGGGAAAACCUCGGCCUCGCCGGCUUGGGAAGCAUGGCCGAGAACAGCGUCCGAUGGGCCGCCUUUGAAGACCAGACGGCGGACCAAUGGACCGAUGGGAUCAAGGCGGCGAGUUUGGGCACGGGUGUCAAGGCCAAUCGCAUGAAAGAGUGGCAGGUUGAUUGGGAAAAGUUCUGUCUCUGGAUCGUGGAUGAAUUCGGAGAAGAGUUUGGCGCCGACACCCUCGCCACGGAGACCCAAGUUUGCGGAUAG
Drechmeria coniospora is the source of this 1818-nucleotide messenger RNA. Its product is annotated as adenosine deaminase family protein. The record is from RefSeq and is a predicted model, not a curated record. NCBI's taxonomy places the organism in Eukaryota, Fungi, Ascomycota, Sordariomycetes, Hypocreales, Ophiocordycipitaceae. Gene Ontology annotation, molecular function: adenosine deaminase activity. Bases 1 to 1818 code for a protein of 605 amino acids. The transcript has a single exon. Gene Ontology annotation, biological process: adenosine catabolic process; inosine biosynthetic process.